AACAGAGCUCCCAGUGGAAACCAGCAGGAUGGACGUCAGCAAGCGACCGGGGAUGAGGGACACAGUACUGGCGCUCCUCCUCGCCGUCCUGCAGGGUCUUCCCAUCGGGGAAGCCUCUCCGAACCCGUCCCCGCUGGCUGGAUCCAACUGGGGGAACCCGAGGAGAUACGUCCACCUGCAGACCUCCACCGAGCUCAACACCUUCUACCUGGAGAUCAGGCUGGACGGCUCGGUGCGCAGAGCCACGUCCAUGACGUCAUACAGUGUAAUUCUACUGAAGGCUGAAACACGGGAGCGCGUGGCUAUCUUCGGAGUGAAAAGCAACCGCUACUUGUGUAUGGAUUCAGAGGGCAACCCCUACACCUCGUCUGUUUGUCUCAGGGAGGAAUGUUUGUUCAACCACAAGCUUCUGGAGAACAACCGUGACAUAUACUACUCCACCCGGAACAGCAUCCUAUUCAACCUGGAGGGCUCCCGGCAGGUGUACGCAGUUGGCCAGAAUCUGCCGCAGACCGCCCUCUUCCUGCCGAAGAAGAACACGGUGCCUCUGGAGCGCCUCCUGCUGCACAGGGGGAAGAGGAAUCAAGUGGUGGACCCCUCAGACCCACAAAACGCCCUCACUCGGCAGACCGAGGACGGCUCGGACUCCAGGGCUGUGCGAGAGGACGAUGGAGACCUGGAGGUGGAGGUGGAGACUGAGGUUGGGGACGACGGGGUCGUAUCCAGGGAGACGCCGCAACAGGGGCCGUCCAACCACGACCCCUGGAACGUGCAGUCUUCCAGACAGGCUAGCCCCUGGAGCACCGGCACCUUGGGAUGAGCUUAGAGGGGCAAACUACUCUUAAAGCUGCAGUAUGGAACUUUAAUUAAAAAUACACAUUUUUACAUAUUUGUUGACACUGUUACUAUGUUCUGACAGCAUAAGACAAAAAAAUCUGAUAACUACAAGCAACCAAUCAGAGCCAGGAGGCGGAGCUUAGUGCUGUCAAUCACCCCUCUCCAUGAAUGCUAAUACUAUUUAUCAUUAAUGACACAAAUGACUGCUUAUAAAUAGUUUUCUUGUAACAGUAAGCUGUUUCUCUUCCAUUAGCGCAUUGAUCAUUGUACAUGAGGAUGAUUGACAGCGGUAAGACCCUCCUCCUGGCUCUGAUUUGUUGUUUUUGGUUGUAUUUCUUCAGAUGGCCACAGUAGGCCACAGUCUUCCCAUGCCCAGGGAAGACGUGGAGGAAAUUGAACUUUUCAUAGAUUUCCUGUCUCAUAACACACUGUUACAACGUGAAGAGAGUUUAAACAAAUUUGUAAGAACAUUUUUAAUUAUAGAAGCUACAUUCUGCUACUUGAAAGUCUUUAGUUUAGGCCAAACUACUGGUGAAUGAUUUAGAAAAACAGUGUUUACACAAUGAAGGUGGAGCAUUUCAUUUGAGUUGCAAUCACUUUUGCACAAUUUCUAUUACAUUUAAAUAAUCUGUAACAUUCACCAAAAUCAGAUCUUUAGAUUCAACCUUUUUUAAAAAUAGUACUUUAGAUACUUAGUUAAAUUCCCAAAACGUAAAUUAUAUUACAUGUAUUCACUUGGUACUUUUUAUUUUCAAAACUUAACAAAGCUCAGUGGAAAGAAUAUUUUCAAAUGUAAAUGUGUACUUUGUGGGUUUUCUUCCCACACCAACAAAGCCACAAAGAUGUUUUCCCAAGACAGAAGCCUGACUUAUCCUACCUCUGGAGGACCAAAAGGCCCGUCUGCUGGAGUGACGCCAGCCAGGCAUCGCUUAAAAUCUAACAUAUAAAUAUACAUAGAAGUAGCUACUAGUACAGUUGGGGUUUUAUUUUAUUGCUUUUACAUAUCAGAUUUUUUGUUAUUCGAUAAACCUUAACAACAGAUUAUUAUUUAAAGUUGAUUUUAACCGUAUUUGUCCACCAUCCAAUACGUGACUUGAAAAGAAGGUGACUACAGGGUAAAAAACUUUAAAAGUCAUAAUUUUGAGCUUAAAUUUGACCUCUUGUGUGAUAAAUUAUCAGGUGCUGGACACCCAGCAGAACAAAAACAACCCAAACACUAUUUAUUUAUUUAAAUCCAUUCCUUUAUUGUUAUUUAUGGUAUUUAUAAGGACGCUUUACAGUUAUAAUGUACAUACAAACUACAAAAAUAAAAAACAAAGGUUUACUUUUGAAUGUAUGAGCUGGAGUUGUUGUUGAUGGAGAAUUGCUUGAAUUUGGUGCAAAAUAAAGAGAAAAGGAAGCA
Gambusia affinis (western mosquitofish) is the source of this 2239-nucleotide messenger RNA. RefSeq names its product fibroblast growth factor 23 (gene fgf23). Gene Ontology annotation, cellular component: cytoplasm. The transcript is spliced from 3 exons. Lineage: Eukaryota; Metazoa; Chordata; Actinopteri; Cyprinodontiformes; Poeciliidae. Gene Ontology annotation, biological process: positive regulation of cell population proliferation; regulation of cell migration; fibroblast growth factor receptor signaling pathway. The record is from RefSeq and is a predicted model, not a curated record. The coding region runs from base 29 to 820 and encodes 263 amino acids. Gene Ontology annotation, molecular function: growth factor activity; type 1 fibroblast growth factor receptor binding.